UAUUCACUUUUUGUUUUUAGUGAUUUAUCACAUAUAAAACAAAACAAUAAUCACAUUGCUUUUUUUCUGGUUUUUAAUGACAGGCGCUCGUAACAUCCGUUGGUGCAUGAUUGACGUAUGUUAUGGCCAAUGAGGUGUCGCUAACGACACGUAGACCCGCCCACUUCGGUUUGCGAUUGGUUCGUUGCCAUGGUAAAUAGUGGGGAGAAACAGCUGUUAGCUAUUUAGAGAGGAAGAAGGAGGACUAACUGGGUUGGCGGCUAGCUUAAAUCAGGGCACACAAACACGCUAAGAGGACGGACAUGGAUCGCAGUAGAGCAGUUUGUAGGCAUUUCAUAAAUGGCUUUUGCAGAUUUGGGUUGAGAUGCAAGUACAGACAUGAGACUACCCCUAUACCUGCAUCGCAAAUAUGUCGGUACUUUCAGAAAGGUGGAUGCUGGUAUGGUGAACGCUGCAGGUAUUUGCAUAUCACUCUGCCUCAUGUUGGCCACGCAGUUCCGGGUAGAAGGGGUUCUAUGCCCACAGCAGUCUCCCCCAGUGUGCCCUACUCUUCUUCUUAUGCAAGAAGAGGAUCAGAACCAGCUCUCGGUAAUGCUGAUGUCCCAUCCAGGCAAAGAUGCAGUGGACCACAAUCAGCUGCUUAUGCAUUUACUCCUCAGCAAGACACUGGGCACCUGCCAGAAAAUAUUGUUGAGGAACAGCCACACGAAAAUGAGGAGUCGGCCCAUAGUUCAGGUAUCGCUCAAGCAAGUGCGUGGCAUGGAGCAGAUGAGCACUCUCAGGGACCCUCCAAAUCUGAGACGCAAGAAAAUGGUGCAACAGCAGCUUGCAGUAACAGUGUAGAGCCUUUGUUGAAGAGCAAAAAUGUGGUCUGUGGAAUCUGCAUGGAAAAGGUCUAUGAAAAGGAGGAACAGAGAAACCGUGUUUUUGGUAUUUUGCCAAACUGCAAUCAUCCCUUCUGUUUAAAAUGCAUCGCAACUUGGAGGAAGACAAAAGAUCUUGGACCUGGUGUUGUAAGGGCCUGCCCUCAGUGUCGAGUCAGGUCAGCCUUUUAUGUGCCCAACAAACACUGGGUGGAAGGUGAAGAGAAGGAAAAUCUAAUAACUGCUUUCAAGAAGAAAUUGGGUAAGAGGAGAUGCAGCUUCUUUGAAAGAAAUGGAUUUUGCCCCUUCAAAAAGGAUUGCCUUUAUGAGCAUGUCUUGGAUUCAAGUCAUGUUUCUUUUAGUUAUUUCUCGGAUGACAGUGACGACGACGACAGCGACCUUGCUGAUCUGCUUAAUAUUAUUAUAAACAUGAGCCUUUGGAGGCAGGAGGAACUGGAUGAAGACCUUCUCUUUUUCCUAACUGAAGAUUUGGGGUUUUGAGCCACUUGGUGGUUUUAAAACCCUUGAUCACUGCCUCUAUAGUGAAACCACAUUUGGAGAAGCUUUCAAGAUCAGGAAAAUAAUUAUACUCCAGUUGUUGAAUUUGACUUUGUCACAAAAAGCAGGUUAUGUCACUAGUUUCCUGUAAUCAAAGGAAAUAAGAUGUCUCUGGUAAUUUUAUGAGAAAUUUAUGCACAUCUUCACUCUGCUCCUGCUGUAACGAUGAAAGAUGGAAAUUUUUCUUGCAUAAUUUUUUUUUUUUUUUUUUUGUCCCUGAUAUUGUUGACAUCUGUUCUUGAAUGGGUUUUUGAUGACCUCCCACUGCUUAAAUGCCUUGUUCCUGUCUGUCCCUCAUAUCCUCUCAUAGAUUUUCAACUUUGAACUUGUUUCCCCCAGCUUUUGACAAUCUGGAAUUUUAAAAAAGGAAAAAUAUAUGGCUGAUUUUAAUAGUCAAAAGGUAAAAAGUCUUCCAUGGUCUACCCUCUGGAUACAAAAUUCUAAUACCAACCUUAAAGACACUAUGAUGGCUUUACCUAGUUUUUGUCAAGAAAUUACAUUUGGUUUUAAUUUCAUUUUAAAAAAAAUGUACACUGGAAAUAAAAAAAAAAUCACCUUUGCCUCACUGAAAA
Molecule: messenger RNA, 1993 nt
Organism: Cyprinodon tularosa
Lineage: Eukaryota; Metazoa; Chordata; Actinopteri; Cyprinodontiformes; Cyprinodontidae
Gene: mkrn4
Product: makorin, ring finger protein, 4
Exons: 8
Coding region: 303-1364 (353 amino acids)
Biological process (GO): protein polyubiquitination
Molecular function (GO): metal ion binding; ubiquitin protein ligase activity
Source: RefSeq, a predicted model, not a curated record